This is a messenger RNA of Coregonus sp. 'balchen', 3906 nucleotides long. The record is from the annotation of a GenBank genome assembly. Lineage: Eukaryota; Metazoa; Chordata; Actinopteri; Salmoniformes; Salmonidae.
AUGGCUCAACGUCACAGCCUUUACCUGGUGGCCAACAUGGCUGACCUCCAUCCCUGCCCUCAGACCUCCCACCCCCCCUGCCCACCCGAUGGGCGAUGGCAGUUCAACACUGACGUAGUCUUCAGGUUGGUAGAACCUAUGUUGUUUCUGUUUUCAACACAUUGUUCUUAAGCCGUGAGAGAAUCAAGGUGUACAUGUGCUCUUGGAAUUAUGUUCUUGCUAUAUUGUUAAGAGUCUUUCAUCCAAAGCGCACCCCACCAUCAACCAUUCUCUGGAUGUACAGUAUGUUUUAAUAAUAAUUGUAUUACUUUUUUACACAAUGAGUUGGGUUAUAUAGAUGAAAAUGCGUUUUGUUCUCCCAUUCACUGCAGGUCUGAUGGUUCCCUGGCGGCGCGCUAUCACAAACACAACCUGUACUUCGAGAACGCCUUCGAUGCCCCGCCCAGGCUAGAGGUGGUGGCCUUUGACACGCCGUUUGCCGGACGGUUUGGAGUGUUUACCUGCUUCGACAUCAUGUUCCAUGAACCUACUGUCAGGUUGCUGGAGCAGGUACAUGAAGCUUAGAGGGUGGCAGGUAGCCUUGUGGCAGGUAGCCUUGUGGCAGGUAGCCUUGUGGCAGGUAGCCUUGUGGCAGGUAGCCUUGUGGCAGGUAGCCUUGUGGCAGGUAGCCUUGUGGCAGGUAGCCUUGUGGCAGGUAGCCCUGUGUGCAGGUAGCCCUGUGUGCAGGUAGCCUUGUGGCAGGUAGCCUUGUGGCAGGUAGCCUUGUGGCAGGUAGCCUUGUGGCAGGUAGCCCUGUGGCAGGUAGCCUUGUGGCAGGUAGCCUUGUGGCAGGUAGCCUUGUGGCAGGUAGCCCUGUGUGCAGGUAGCCCUGUGUGCAGGUAGCCUUGUGGCAGGUAGCCUUGUGGCAGGUAGCCCUGUGUGCAGGUAGCCUUGUGGCAGGUAGCCUUGUGGCAGGUAGCCUUGUGGCAGGUAGCCCUGUGUGCAGGUAGCCUUGUGGCAGGUAGCCUUGUGGCAGGUAGCCUUGUGGCAGGUAGCCUUGUAGCAGGUAGCCCUGUGUGCAGGUAGCCCUGUGUGCAGGUAGCCUUGUGGCAGGUAGCCCUGUGUGCAGGUAGCCUUGUGGCAGGUAGCCUGUGGCAGGUAGCCCUGUGGCAGGUAGCCCUGUGGCAGGUAGCCCUGUGUGCAGGUAGCCUUGUAGCAGGUAGCCCUGUGUGCAGGUAGCCUUGUGGUAGGUAGCCUUGUGGCAGGUAGCCUUGUGGCAGGUAGCCCUGUGGCAGGUAGCCUUGUAGCAGGUAGCCCUGUGGCAGGUAGCCCUGUGGCAGGUAGCCUUGUGGCAGGUAGCCUUGUAGCAGGUAGCCCUGUGGCAGGUAGCCCUGUGGCAGGUAGCCUUGUAGCAGGUAGCCCUGUGGCAGGUAGCCUUGUAGCAGGUAGCCCUGUGGCAGGUAGCCCUGUGGCAGGUAGCCUUGUGGCAGGUAGCCUUGUGGCAGGUAGCCUUGUAGCAGGUAGCCCUGUGGCAGGUAGCCCUGUGGCAGGUAGCCUUGUAGCAGGUAGCCCUGUGGCAGGUAGCCUUGUAGCAGGUAGCCCUGUGGCAGGUAGCCCUGUGGCAGGUAGCCUUGUGGCAGGUAGCCUUGUGGCAGGUAGCCUUGUGGCAGGUAGCCCUGUGGCAGGUAGCCUUGUAGCAGGUAGCCCUGUGGCAGGUAGCCUUGUAGCAGGUAGCCCUGUGGCAGGUAGCCCUGUGGCAGGUAGCCUUGUGGCAGGUAGCCUUGUAGCAGGUAGCCCUGUGGCAGGUAGCCCUGUGGCAGGUAGCCUUGUAGCAGGUAGCCCUGUGGCAGGUAGCCUUGUAGCAGGUAGCCCUGUGGCAGGUAGCCCUGUGGCAGGUAGCCUUGUGGCAGGUAGCCCUGUGGCAGGUAGCCUUGUGGCAGGUAGCCUUGUGGCAGGUAGCCUUGUGGCAGGUAGCCCUGUGGCAGGUAGCCCUGUGGCAGGUAGCCCUGUGGCAGGUAGCCUUGUAGCAGGUAGCCCUGUGGCAGGUAGCCUUGUGGCAGGUAGCCUUGUGGCAGGUAGCCUUGUAGCAGGUAGCCCUGUGGCAGGUAGCCCUGUGGCAGGUAGCCCUGUGGCAGGUAGCCUUGUGGUUAGAGCGUUGGGCCAGUAACCAAAAAGGUGGAAAAAUCUGUCGAGGUGCCCUUGAGCAAGGCACUUAACCCUAAUUGCUCCAGCAUCGCCGUUGUUAAUGGCAGACCCUGGCUGUGACCCCGCUCUCUGAGGGUGUCUCAGAGAGAGUAGGAUAUGCAAAAAACACAUUUACAAUUCACACAUGCAUAUUAAUACACACUGGUACAUGUGUGAAAUAGGACAAAUAUAAGCACUCACCAAAUUAGUAUUACACACACACACAAACACACAUAUUUUUCCACAAUGUUUCAUUAUGGAUCCAAAUGAAGUUAAAAGUCUGUGUUAAUGUCUUUCUCUCUCUCCUCAGGGUAUCAGACAGAUGGUCUACCCCACAGCCUGGAUGAACCAGCUUCCUCUGCUGUCAGCGGUUCAGUUCCAGAGAGCCUUCAGUCUGGGAGCUAACACCACCCUGCUGGCUGCUAACAUCAGGGCAGACAGCCUGGGCAUGACAGGCAGUGGCAUCUUCACCCCUGGUACUGCCGUCUACCACCACGCCAGGGCUGGGCAGCCAGAGGAGGGGAGGCUGCUGGUGUUGAGGAUACCUGUCCUGGACACUGACUGGCUGGGAACAGAGAAGAGGGCCAAGGGGCAGGCAAGAGGAGAGGGGGAGGCAGGAGGAGAGGGGGAGACAAGAGGAGAGGUAGAGGCAGGAGGAGAGGGAGAGGCAGGAGGAGAGGGGGAGACAAGAGGAGAGGGGGAGGCAGGAGGAGAGGGGGAGGCAGGAGGAAAGGGGGAGGCAAGAGAGGCGGUGGAAGCUUAUACCAGGUCACCUAAGCCUCUGUCUGGACAGAGGGAGGACAACUCUGGGUUCUGUUUACAGGAGAGCCAACACUGCCAGGAGGAAUCUCUCUCUGCCUCUCCUCCUACCCUCUCUCCCACUCCCUCCACAUCCCCCUUUCUCUUCACCUCCUCUAUGAUGUAUGAUCCGUUCUCCUUCGUCCUGCUGCGUGGUUCAGAGGGCCAGCUGACUGUGUGUGAUGGUCCUUUCUGCUGUCACCUGCAGUACCGACGCUCCCCACAGGGGGACAAUACGGAGCUCUAUGCUCUAGGGGCGUUCUCUGGCACUCACACGGUUAACGGACGCUACGCUGUACAGGUAGGGAGGGAUAUUUAAAUUGACCCACAUUACAACUUACAUUUGGAACUGGUUCGAGGACUCUUGCACUGUGUAUACUUGCAACAUUUGUUAGUAUUCAACUUUCGGUUGAUCAUUAUUAUGUUUAAUUUGCAAGGAUACAGUCUACCAGUUCUACUAAGUAUACCAGUUCUACUAAGUAUACAGUCUACCAGUUCUACUAAGUAUACAGUCUACCAGUUCUACUAAGUAUACCAGUUCUACUAAGUAUACAGUAUACCAGUUCUACUAAGUAUACAGUCUACCAGUUCCCAAACUGUGAUCUUUCAAUAGUUAAGCCUCUUACAGCAAUACAACAGUUCAUGCAUGGCAAUAAGGAUUAACCCCUCCCCCUCCAGGUGUGUGCGUUGGUCCGCUGCUUGGGGUCGGAGGUCAGCUCCUGUGGACAGGAAGUGGAGGAGGCGGAGUCUAGAGUGGACUUCCUAUUGGAGGGGAAGUUCGGAACGCGUCACGUUUACCCGUCGUUGCUAGGUAGCGGCAUGGUUCUAGAACAACCUGACCAGGUCAAGACGACUGCAGAUGGUCGAGUGGCCAUGAAACACUCAGGGAUGACCGUCGGGCUGGUGACCGCAUGUCUCUACGGCAGGGUGUACGACCAGGACUAA